AUGUUGUGUGACGGUACAAUUCACAGAAAGCCAAUUCGACACUAUAAGAAGACCCCAACCAUACAGUUUUUGAGACGCGUCGAAUGUCGAACUCACAAAGUCAGGCGUCAUAUACCUCCCGCGACCAGUGGUACAGUGGUUGUGCGUUACGGCACUCUUCAUGGUCUUCAGGACCGACGAGCCAUGCGAUGCCGGUACAGAGGUAUCAAUCAUGGUGACGAGGUUAAGUCGGGGGUUCGGUGCUUGUGUCAAACAAUAGCUCUAAGCCCCAGCCCUUUGCACAGGGACAUAACUCGCGGACUCAAAAGACGACUACACAUAAAAAUGCAUUCAUAA
Molecule: messenger RNA, 336 nt
Organism: Lachancea meyersii CBS 8951
Lineage: Eukaryota; Fungi; Ascomycota; Saccharomycetes; Saccharomycetales; Saccharomycetaceae
Source: the annotation of a GenBank genome assembly